UGCUUAAUUACCGCUCUCUGUGUGAGAGAGAGAGAGACAGAAGCUGUGCAGGUGUGUGAGAGGGGGAGAGAGAGAGAUGGGCGGUGCCGUAAAGGUGUACGGAGUGGGGGCGUCGCCGUUCGUUGCGACGGUGCUGCUGUGCCUGGAGGAGAUGGGCGCAGACUACGAGCUCGUCCCCCUCGACAUGGCCGCGCGCGAGCAGAGGACCGAGCCUUACCUCUCUCGGAACCCAUUCGGCAAGAUUCCGGCGUUGGAGGACGGCGAGCUGACUCUCUUCGAAUCGCACGCGAUUUCUCGGUACGUGCUCCGCAAGUACGGAGGAACCAGCGCCGCCACCGAUCUCCUGCGGGAAUCCAGCCUCAAGGAAUUAGCCAUGGUGGACCUGUGGACGGAGGUGGAGGCCCACCAGUACCAGCCGGCCAUCGUCAACGUCGUCCGGCAGUGCGUCAUCCUGCCGUUCAUCGGCGGCACGCGCGACCAGGCCGUCGUCGACGAGUACGUCGGGAAGCUGGAGAAGGUCCUCGACGUGUACGAGGCGCGCCUGUCCAGCUCGCCGUACCUCGCCGGGGACUUCUUCAGCCUCGCCGACCUCGUCCACUUCGGCUUCACCUACUGCCUCGUGGCCGGCACCGAGUACGCGUCGCUGCUGGAGUCGCGCGCGAGCGUCAUGGCUUGGUGGGGGCGGAUCAUGGCCAGGCCGGCGGUGAAGAAGGUGGCGCCGCUCAUUCACCUCGGAUUGAAGCUAUCCUCGUCUGCUUAAAUUGAAUAAUAUAAUUUGUAAAUUCCGUUUAUAUGCGUAUUUCAGUUGGAUUUUACCACGUUUCAUGUCAACGAACACUGAGAAAUAAAUGUUUGUUUGUUCUAAGUA
Hordeum vulgare subsp. vulgare (domesticated barley) is the source of this 868-nucleotide messenger RNA. RefSeq names its product probable glutathione S-transferase GSTF1. The transcript has 4 exons. Lineage: Eukaryota; Viridiplantae; Streptophyta; Magnoliopsida; Poales; Poaceae. The record is from RefSeq and is a predicted model, not a curated record. Gene Ontology annotation, molecular function: glutathione transferase activity; glutathione binding. The coding region runs from base 77 to 760 and encodes 227 amino acids. Gene Ontology annotation, cellular component: cytoplasm.